Pomacea canaliculata is the source of this 5772-nucleotide messenger RNA. RefSeq names its product GTP-binding protein 1-like. NCBI's taxonomy places the organism in Eukaryota, Metazoa, Mollusca, Gastropoda, Architaenioglossa, Ampullariidae. Gene Ontology annotation, molecular function: GTP binding; GTPase activity; translation elongation factor activity. Gene Ontology annotation, biological process: translational elongation. The transcript has 11 exons. Bases 479 to 2431 code for a protein of 650 amino acids. The record is from RefSeq and is a predicted model, not a curated record.
AAUAACGGGGUUCCUGACACCGCUCUGGUCGCGAUCGUCUUUAUGCACAGCUAAGAUUGGAACACCGUCUGGAGGAAUGCUUGAAUUUACUUGGAAGUUGUUAAUACACAGAAAUCUAGGAAUCACUUAAACUCGCAUUUGUGAUAAAUCGUACAAACGGCAAAUAUGUGAAAGGCAAGCAGCCUUGGCAAAUGGAACAGUGGAUAAAAAUGCUUUUACGAAUAUCAUGGCAGAAAUAGGUUUCACUUUGAGUGAAUUUAUGUCCCACCACAACUUCAACUAGAGGAUUACAUAAAACCAACCAGUUGCAUUUUAAAGCAGUAUCUUUUGAAAGAGAAGCUUAAUCUUUUCUAGAGCAGUCUAAAAUAAAUUGCAAAGUAAUUGUUUCUAGCCAGAGAGAAAGGGUCCAAAUUAAAAGCUUUACUUUUCUUAAAGAAAAAAAACCAUUCCCUUACUAGCACCAACAGAGAAAAGCAAAAUGGCAGGAAUGAUGGAGUUUAAUGAGCUGGAUUCUCCAAUGAUAGAAAAUGGGGGAGGGCUGUUUGGCCCUGAUGAUGAUGAUGAAGAUGUGGUCAGUCCUAUGGGAAAGAUGGUGCUCGUCAGCCCCAGCAGUGAAGAGUUUGAGUUUCUGGUGGAGACUAUCAAAACCCGUGUCUUGGAUGCACAAGGAGAAACCAUCUAUGAAAUUGGAACAGGAGAGGGUGAGAAGGCUGGCUUAAAACCAGAUGACUAUCAAGCAUCAGUGGCCACCCUGCACAGCAUCUCUUCAUCUCUUGGUCUGGAGUGUGUAUUAUUGCGGGAGAGAACAGCCCAAGAAGGUACAGUUGCAGAGUACCUAUUGCGGCAAAAGUUGGAACCUCAUGAUUUUAUGGAAGUCAGAGUAGCAGUUGUUGGCAAUGUAGAUGCAGGAAAGAGCACUCUGCUUGGGGUGCUGACACAUGGAGAACUUGACAAUGGCCGGGGCUUUGCACGACAGAAGCUGUUCCGACAUAAACAUGAAAUAGAGUCUGGUCGGACAAGCAGUGUUGGCAACGACAUCUUGGGAUUUGAUGCUUGUGGUAACGUGGUGAACAAACCUGAUCAUGGGCAUCUGGACUGGAUAAAGAUCUGUGAGGAUGCUACCAAGGUGGUCACUUUCAUUGACUUGGCCGGCCAUGAACGGUACUUGAAAACCACUGUCUUUGGCAUGACAGGCCAUGCCCCAGACUUUGCUAUGCUAAUGAUUGGUGCCAAUGCUGGUGUCAUUGGUAUGACGAAAGAACACCUUGGUUUGGCAUUGGCCUUGAAUGUUCCUGUUUUUGUAGUUGUAACAAAAGUUGACAUGUGUCCACCUAAUGUCAUGGCUGAGACACUCAAGCUCCUAACACGUAUACUCAAGUCCCCUGGUUGUCGAAAAAUUCCAGUUAUUGUGCAGAACAAGGAUGAUGUCAUCUGCUCUGCCACAAACUUUACCUCUGAAAGGAUGUGUCCCGUGUUCCAGGUGUCGAAUGUAACAGGGGAAAAUCUGGAUCUCCUAAAAAUGUUCCUGAAUCUCUUGUCUACUCGAGUCAAGUGUGAUAUUUCCAAACCUGCUGAAUUUCAGAUUGAUGAUACAUUCUCAGUGCCUGGUGUGGGAACAGUGGUGUCAGGCACACUGCUGCAAGGCUUCAUCAGACUUAAUGACACACUUCUCCUGGGGCCAGAUGCCCUUGGCCAGUUUCAGUCUAUUGUCAUUAAAUCCAUCCACCGAAAGCGAAUGCCUGUCAAGGAGGUCCGUGGAGGACAGACAGCAUCAUUUGCCCUCAAAAAGAUCAAGAGGUCCACAAUACGAAAAGGUAUGGUGAUGGUCUCACCCCGACUAGAACCAAAGGCAUGCUGGGAGUUUGAGGGUGAGAUUUUAGUACUGCACCACCCUACCACCAUCAGUGUACGCUAUCAGGCAAUGGUGCAUGUGGGCAGCGUGCGGCAAACAGCUACCAUCCUUCAGAUGACAGAACCACAUUUGCGCACUGGUGACAAAGCCAUGGUUCGAUUCCGCUUUAUCAAGAACCCUGAGUAUCUCAAAAUGGGCAUGCGUCUAGUGUUUCGGGAAGGUCGCACAAAAGCAGUUGGCACAAUAACCAACUUGUUCCCUCAUGUCAGUGCCGUGGCUCAGAACACGCGGCAGCAGCGUGCCACAAAAAAGGCACAGCAGGAAACAAAGCAUCCUCUUAAUCCUCAGAAUGAGCCACAGAAACCGAGCAAGCGCAACCGACGUUCUCAGAAAUCUGCUAGUGACUAUGAUGCCUACAAGGAAAAUGUGCUGCAGCCAGUGAGCAUGCCCAACGGUACCACUCCUUCCACUGUGGCCCCACCCCAGCCUCCAACGUCUUUGAACAUCUCACAUUCAUUUUCUGCAGGUGCCCCCCCAGGCAGCAGCAUCACACCACCCACCUCCUCCAGCAAAUCCUAAGCAAGAGGCAGCAUGAAGCAGCAUCAAACAUGACAUUUCCUCUCUGUUGUGUUGGGGUUGCCAUGGGUGUAUUUGAAGUGCUGACUGUAAUUCAAGGUCUUGCCUUGUAUGGAAAUGGAUGGUAAGGGAAGCCCUUCUCUUUGGCUGCUUUUGUGGUUGCCUUUUGGAAGACGAAAAACUAAAACAACAAAAUAAAAAGUUCUUUUAAGGAAAUUAUUCAUACUUGGAAAAAAAAGGAUAGAGGUGAAAGUUUUCAAAAGGAGAAUCUUUAUUAAAAUGAUUACCAAAAAAUCACUAAUACAUUUGUGCACUAAAGAGUUGCAAUUGGUCACAUAAAGCUUCUUGGACUGAAUCAUGCAGGAAAAGAUUAUUGUGUGUGAAGAUUUUAGACUUUGAAUUUGUUUUUAUAUUUUAAAUACGGCUUUUGAAUUCUAAUGUUCCCCUACCUUGUAGCAGCAGUCAUUUUGACUUCAAAUCCUUAACUGUUCAAGCAGCUGACCAUCUGAGGUAGCAAAAAUUGUUAACUGUUCAAGCAGCUGUUUGGAGGGGUUUUUUUUAGGCAGCAGCAAAUGGCUAGAUUUUAGCAUGGUUUUCAAAAUAAUUUAAUUGUUUAUCAUUUAAAAAUACAACAGAUGAAAUGCUUAAUGCCAUUAAAAACAGCAAGGGGUGGUUAAUGUUGGUUGUCCAAACAAAUCAGGGGUUUCAAUUUCAGACAACUCAUCUAUUUAUUUUGUGUAGUGUUUGAGAAAACUUAGAAAACUCUAUUUUCUCAUGGCUGGAAAUGAAUAUUUAUUAAAGACCAAAUAAAUUUCUUCUUUUCUGUGGUUUGUAGGUGUUGUAAAUCACAGACGGUGGAUAAAAAGAUUAUGCAUUGAUGCAUUUAUGGUUUGCUUGUAAAAUAUUUUCUUGGACUUAACGGUGAUCACCUUGGAUUUGUUAUUUGGAACAAGUACAUAUCAGUUAUCAACUUAGCUCCUCAUUCUGCUAUUAUUCUAAGGAGGUUUUUUGUGGUUGUACAAAACAUUAUGCAGCUUUAUGCUUGCAAAUGAGUAAAUGGCCUACUUCAAGGCUUUAGAGUGGAAGAGGUGAAUCCUAGCAUGCUGACCAAUAGUUGACCUAAAGCCUUAAAGUCUGUAAUGCCAGUUCUUGGUUUGGCUCUUGGUUUUGCCCAUGUGAUAAUAAAACAAACAGCGUGUAUUUUGCUGCUUCACACUGGAGUCCUGACACCAUGCUUGAUGCGCAAUUGCCGUAUAUAAUGUUGUCACAGUUUUCUUUGGGCUUGUUAAAAUUUUUCUCUUUAGGGAAUCAAGAUCUGACACCAGUAAAAUGUAAACAUUGGAACAAAAAGUCCAUAUACACUUUUUAUACAAACCUUAGAGUUGAAAAGGAACUUGCUUUCAUACCUUCUUACACUGGAUGUAGAGAGAGUUGGACGUUUGAGAUGUUUCUUUAAAACUUCAGUGUUGUGGGGUGUUUGUACCUUUCCUUUGGAAUUCCUUUUUUUUUUUUUGUAAAAGUCUGGCAGACAGACAGCAUCACUAGCAGUGCUGUCACCGAGCUUGCAUCACAGCUGUUUACACAUCAGACUACACAUCCGCAGACUACGUAAAAUAUCCAUUAUAUGUAGGGCCAUGUCAUUGCCAAGAUAGAAAACAAACAAUGACAAAAGAGGUAAGGACAUCAUAAACAUGUGGUGUGCCAGAUGUAAUCUUUUGCAAAACCUUCACACUUAUUGUUCAUUCAUAAUGAUAAUGGGUUUUAAAUGAAGGAUCAAAUUAAACAGUGUCUUUCCCCAGCUUUUCUUAUCUUCCUGAAAAGUUAGCGAUUCUGUAGGUUUUUUAAGGCAAUUCCUGCCAUAAAAUCAAACUUGGAAAAUGAUCUUUAAAUUCUGGUAUGUGUAUGAGACUUAUAUCACUUGGGAUAUCAUUUGUGCUUUUGCCAUGUUAUUUGGAUACCUCUCCAAUUCCUCGUGAGCAGUGUUACAUAGAACCAAUCCAUUUUUAACUGCUGUACCUCUUGGUAAGCUGUAUUGAGUGAAGUCACAAAGUUGGUGUUACUGUUCAGCUUAUGGCAGAUAAAACCAACCACUAACUUGUUUUGGAGAUGAAGUAGCUGUUCUGGAAUUAUUAUCUGCAAGUUGUGGUUUCUCACCCUUCCACAGCAGCUUGUCAACAAUACAAAGUCUUGCAUGAUGCAAAGACAGCUCUGUUUGAGGGGGAAGACUAGUCAAAAAUAGAAAAAAAAAAAAAGGAAGCAUCAUCUUGCUUUCCAUUUAUAUUGAGGAUAAUAUCAGUCAUUGAUCAUUUAGUCCAGUUGAUAACAAUGAUUUUCACUGGAAACAAUAGAUUAUGAUGAGAGACAUUUUUGUAAUACCACAGCAUGUUUUCCUAGUUACUAUACUGAGGCCGCGUGUGAUUUGGCCAUGUGCAGGGUAUGAUGACUGUAAGAUCGCUCUAAGUUCCCUACUUAUGCCCUGUGUUAUUGAUUAUGGUGAAUUGUAAAAAUUGAUCACUUGUUUCUUUUUAAUUCUUUAUGGGAGGUUUAUGCUUUUCUGUAAUCAUUUUUAUUACAACUUUUGGGGGUUGUCUUUUGAGAUUUGUGUGGUGUGUUUGCUGAUGUCAGUUAUAAUAGCAUAACAAGAAAUUCACUAUAAGAGUUGAGAAAGUAAUGUUUUGAUAUGUUCUGAAAGUCAAUAUGGCAGCAUAAAUUUGAUUAUUUUGAGUGUUUCUGUUUCUGUAGUUGUCAGAUUUUUGUUUUUAAUUGUGAGCCGAAGACAAUUAGACCUUAUUGUAAGAAAAUUUUGGGGUGGGGGUGCAUGUACUGAUUUAUGCCCGUUGUUUUUCAGGAUCCUGAUUCAAAGCUUAUUAGUUUUUUCCCCCAACAUAUUUAACAGCAAGAGACCAUUAUGUUAGUCUUCAAGAAGCUGUUUUUUUUAUGCAUGUAGCAUGUUCACCCUAUAUUUUAAGUACCACAUGCCUGCAGAGUUUGGUUUACCUGUUAUUGUGAUUUAGUCAUCCGGUUUGACAACAAAAGGAUCUUGACUGUUCAGUUUUGUCAGUUUAAUGGAAACUGGUUUAAAUUAUGUGUAAGGAAAAUAGUAGAAGACUGGCAGUGGUGUGGUGUGGAUGUGUAUAGGCUUAUGUUUGAAUAAACUGUUUUCGGUCAUUGACUGUAUUCAGGAUCAUAAGUUGGAGAGGGAUGAUGCAAACUUACCUAACAACAAAGGGUUAGCUACUUAUUUUAUAAGUACUUGAAAUGACACUGUCUGAGUACUCUUGCAUGUCCCAUUCAUCUCUACACAUUCAAAUGAUUAAAGAAUAAAAAUAGUCUUAUGUCCAUGC